UCUAUGAUGCUGAGCUCUAUGCAAUCAAAAAAAGCUCUAAAAAUGGCUUAUAAAAAGCUUCAGAUUCAGACUCUAGAUCUGUGGAUCUUCUCUGAUAGUCAGGCUGCCCUAAAGGCUCUAGAAAAGGGAGACCCUAAGGCUAGUCAAGCUCUAUAUAGAGAUAUCUAUCUUUGGGCUCAAAAAAUUAGGGAAAAAGGGGUUCAAAUCUACCUAGAUUGGGUCCCUGGUCAUAUGGGCAUAUAUGGGAAUGCUAAAGCUGAUGAAUGUGCUAAAUAUGGAGCUGAUUGGUCAGAAAAAGACCCUAAGACCUUUCUAUCUCUUAGCUUCUUAAAAAGGAAGCUAAAAGCAAAGGCUUUAGAAGAAUGGCAAGAUAUAUGGGGUAAUGCUAGGACUAGUGACCACUAUAAGCAAUUUAAAAUGCAGCCUAAGUGGAAACCUAGCCCAUUAAAGCUGACUAAGCAACUAUGGUCAUCUAUUAUCCAGCUAAAACUGGGUCAUGGGUAUUUCAGGUCAUAA
Molecule: messenger RNA, 516 nt
Organism: Rasamsonia emersonii CBS 393.64
Lineage: Eukaryota; Fungi; Ascomycota; Eurotiomycetes; Eurotiales; Trichocomaceae
Exons: 1
Molecular function (GO): RNA-DNA hybrid ribonuclease activity; nucleic acid binding
Source: RefSeq, a predicted model, not a curated record